AGGGAGACGCCAUGCUGGGACCGUAGACCUUAGGGCUAGAAGGGACCUUGUUCUCGUUCAUCUUUCUCUUCCUCCCCCACUUAACAAGUGAGGAAACUGAGUCCCCGAGAGGUUGUGGACCUUGCUCAAGGUCAGCGAGUCAGGGGUCAGAGCAGGGACUAGAGACCCAUCUCCUGGCUCAGAGAAUGACUUACCUAGAGUCACACAAGUACUAAGUAGCAGAGCCAAGAUUCGAACCUGGACCCCUUGGCUCCAAAUCCUGUGCUCUUUUUAUGAUAACACAUUGCUUUAUGUAUGAUUUAUCGAAUCUCUUACGAGAAGUAAGUGGCUUCUGCAGCUGACACUCCUAAGCCACACAGCCUGGAAGGAGCAGCUAGGCUGCAAUUCAAAAGAUGGCUAUUAAAUUUUUUUUUAAAUCGUUUUUGGAGGCAGAACACCCUUAACUACUAGUAGUAGUUCUUAUUUCCUGUAGCCCUAACUCUCUGCUACAGUGAUGCUUUUUGUACAACAACCUUGUAAAGAGGCAGUGUGAUGUACUGGGAAGAAAACUGGAUUUGGAAGUAAGCUCAAAGAGUUGGCAGGGUCCUCAAAAGGGAUCUGGUCCAGCCCAUACCAUAUUCAGAAGACUUGUGCUCUACUACUGGAUUAUCUGUGUGGCUAUGGAAGUUAGGACAUCCUGACAAACGAUACCUGUGUGAUCUCAAAGGACCCGUGCUUUGUGGGCACUGCUCUAUGGUGUCCCGGAUCUAGCCUGAUGACGUACUGAGAACUUGUUCACUCAAGAUGCCAGAGAUUAAAGUCACUCCCUUGGGGGCUGGUCAGGACGUGGGCCGCAGUUGCAUCCUUGUCUCCAUCGCAGGCAAGAAUGUCAUGUUGGAUUGUGGGAUGCACAUGGGCUACAAUGACGAUAGACGCUUUCCAGAUUUUUCUUACAUUACCCAGAACGGAAGGUUGACUGACUUCCUGGACUGCGUCAUUAUCAGCCACUUCCACUUGGACCACUGUGGGGCCUUGCCUUACUUCAGUGAGAUGGUGGGCUACGAUGGACCCAUCUACAUGACUCAUCCUACCAAGGCCAUCUGCCCCAUUCUGCUGGAGGACUACAGGAAGAUUACUGUGGAUAAGAAGGGGGAAACCAACUUCUUCACUUCACAGAUGAUCAAGGACUGCAUGAAGAAAGUCGUGGCUGUCCACCUCCACCAGACUGUCCAGGUGGACGAUGAGCUGGAAAUCAAGGCCUACUAUGCGGGGCAUGUGCUGGGUGCUGCCAUGUUCCAGAUCAAAGUUGGCUCAGAAUCUGCAGUUUACACAGGUGAUUAUAACAUGACUCCGGACCGGCACUUAGGGGCUGCCUGGAUCGAUAAGUGCCGACCCAACCUGCUCAUCACUGAGUCCACUUACGCAACGACCAUCCGAGACUCCAAGCGCUGUCGAGAGAGGGACUUCCUGAAGAAAGUCCACGAGACGGUGGAGAGGGGCGGAAAGGUUCUCAUCCCGGUGUUUGCUCUGGGCCGGGCUCAGGAGCUCUGCAUCCUGUUGGAAACGUUUUGGGAAAGGAUGAGCCUGAGAGCCCCCAUCUACUUCUCCACGGGCCUGACGGAGAAGGCCAACCAUUACUACAAGCUCUUCAUCACCUGGACCAAUCAGAAGAUCCGGAAAACCUUUGUGCAGAGGAACAUGUUUGAGUUCAAACACAUCAAGGCUUUUGACCGAGCUUUUGCUGACAACCCUGGACCGAUGGUUGUCUUCGCAACUCCAGGCAUGCUGCAUGCCGGCCAGUCCCUGCAGAUCUUCAGAAAAUGGGCCGGGAAUGAGAAGAACAUGGUCAUCAUGCCGGGCUACUGUGUUCAGGGGACCGUGGGCCACAAGAUCCUGAGCGGACAGCGGAAGCUGGAGAUGGAGGGGAGGCAGAUCCUAGAGGUGAAGAUGCAGGUGGAGUACAUGUCCUUCAGUGCCCACGCCGACGCCAAGGGCAUCAUGCAGCUGGUCCGCCAGGCCGAGCCGGACAACGUGCUGCUUGUCCACGGGGAAGCCAAGAAGAUGGAGUUCCUAAAGCAGAAGAUUGAACAGGAAUUCCAUGUGAACUGCUACAUGCCAGCCAACGGAGAGACGGUCACCCUGCUCACCCACCCCAACAUCCCAGUGGGCAUCUCGCUGGGCCUGCUCAAGAGGGAGAUGGCCCUGGGACUGCUCCCUGACGCAAAGAGGCCCAAGCUUAUGCACGGUACCCUGAUCAUGAAGGACAAUAAUUUCCGGCUGGUGUCCUCUGAGCAGGCCCUCAAGGAGCUGGGCCUGGCUGAACACCAGCUCCGCUUCACGUGCCGGGUGCACAUCCAUGAUACACGCAAGGAGCAGGAGACCGUGCUGCGUGUCUACAGCCACCUGAAGAGCGUUCUCAAAGCUCAUUCGGUCCAGCACCUGCCCGAUGGUUCAGUCAUGGUGGAGUCCAUCCUCAUCCAGGCCACUGCCCACUCAGAGGAUCCAGGCACCAAGGUGCUGCUGGUCUCCUGGACCUACCAGGAUGAAGAACUGGGCAGCUACCUCACAUCACUGCUAAAGAAAGGGCUCCCGCAGGCACCCAGCUGAGGGCUGCAGCCAGGAGCUGCUCUCAGCCCGUUUCCUCCUUUCCAGGACACUUUGGACAUGCUUUGGAGGGAGGGACCAGGGGUCUUGGUCUGGCCAUUCCAGGGAGGGGCUUGUGUGGCUCUCAGCCUUAGCCCCUGCCCACACAAGGUCACCCACUUCAGCACCGGGUGGCCCAGUCCUUACACGGGAUGUUCUAGGCCAUGCUGACUUCCCUUUGCUUGGUGGGGAUCUCCUCAGCUAGCUUGUCAGCUCUGUGAGGGCACAGACUGGGUUUUGUUGACCAGUUCCAACGCCCCUCCCCUCCAAGUGCCUAGAACAGGGCUCAGUCACUGGAGCCUGCCUUUAAGGAGAAGUAAAACAAAAAAAGCUUGG
Molecule: messenger RNA, 2958 nt
Organism: Vombatus ursinus (common wombat)
Lineage: Eukaryota; Metazoa; Chordata; Mammalia; Diprotodontia; Vombatidae
Gene: INTS11
Product: integrator complex subunit 11
Exons: 18
Coding region: 784-2586 (600 amino acids)
Biological process (GO): snRNA processing
Cellular component (GO): nucleus
Source: RefSeq, a predicted model, not a curated record